AUGUUCUCCAAAGAAAAGACCGACGAUCAAUUUGACCCAUCAGGGCGCAAUGGCAGCAUCGAUAUUGAAGUCGGCCCCCAUGAAGAUGCCUCCGGUCCACAAGAUUCCUCCAAGGCCCUGAAAAGAGGUCUCAAGUCCCGCCACGUAGGGAUGUUCUCCAUUGCUGGUGCCAUAGGAACCGGACUUAUCAUCGGCAGUGGCACAGCACUGUCACAAGGCGGGCCUGGCAGUAUGUUCAUUGCAUAUUGUUUUGUCGGCAUGCUCGUUUUGAACAUCAUGUCUGCUUUGGGCGAGAUGGCUGUGUAUAUGCCUAUGGACCAGGGCUUUGGCGGCUAUGCGACGCGUUUGGUAGAUCCGGCCUUUGGUUUUGCAACGGGGAUGAACUACUUCCUCAAAUAUGUCGUGCUGCUAGCCAACAAUCUCACAGCCUCCGGCAUCAUCAUGCAAUACUGGCUACCGGGUAUUAACGUGGCCGUCUGGGUCGUUUCCUUUGCGGUUCCCAUCAUUCUUAUCAAUUUUGCCCCUGUGAAAUACUUUGGCGAAGUCGAGUUCGGCGCGGCAUGCAUCAAAACAGUGACCAUCGUCGGCCUCAUGAUCCUGUGUCUCGUUAUCGAUCUGGGUGGCAGUCCCCAAGGGCGAAUUGGGUUCCGCUACUGGAACAACCCCGGUGCUUUCAAAGAGUUUCUCGUGGAGGGCUCCACAGGCCGCUUCCUUGGCUUCUGGGCCAGCGUGACCAACGCGGCGUUUGCCUACAUGGGCAGCGAGAUGGUGGGCAUGACGUUUGGUGAAGCGAGCAAGCCAUGGAGAACGAUCCCGAAGGCAAUCAAUGCUACGUUCUGGCGUAUCUCGUUUUUCUACAUUGGAGGUGUCUUUUGUCUGGGACUUGUUGUGUCGUCCUCAAGUGAUCGUUUGAUCAACGCUACCAAGGCAAGCACUGGCGCAGGUGCCUCGCCGUUUGUCGUCGCCAUUGUCGAUUCAGGAAUUGCCGUGCUUCCGCAUAUUAUCAACGGGUGUCUGCUCGUCUUUGUGCUCAGCGCGGCCAACACAGAUAUCUACAUCGCCUCUCGCACUAUGUACGGCCUGUCGAAGGACGGCUACAUACCGUCCGUGUUUAAAGUCACGAAGAACUCAAUCCCCGUAUUCUCAGUCGGAUUAUCUGCGGCAUUCUUCCUCCUUGCCCUGCUUAACAUCAGCUCCGGAAGUACCGUUGUAUUCUCGUACUUGGUCUCGCUGUCCACGAUCCUUGGCCUUCUGAACUGGGUCAGCAUCCUUGUCUCUUACCUGUUUUUUCAACAAGGAAUGAAAGCGCAGGGCAUCAGUCGGAGUGUGCUCCCAUAUUCAGGGAAGUUCCAGCAGCCCAGAGCCAUGAUAACGCUGUUCUUCACGGGGCUCAUCAUCAUAACCAACGGUAAGUACCAAGAAGCGUGGUUGAUGUUGAUUUGA
Molecule: messenger RNA, 1443 nt
Organism: Aspergillus terreus NIH2624
Lineage: Eukaryota; Fungi; Ascomycota; Eurotiomycetes; Eurotiales; Aspergillaceae
Exons: 5
Coding region: 1-1443 (480 amino acids)
Biological process (GO): amino acid transmembrane transport
Cellular component (GO): membrane
Molecular function (GO): amino acid transmembrane transporter activity
Source: RefSeq, a predicted model, not a curated record